Messenger RNA from Drepanopeziza brunnea f. sp. 'multigermtubi' MB_m1, 471 nucleotides. The record is from RefSeq and is a predicted model, not a curated record. Lineage: Eukaryota; Fungi; Ascomycota; Leotiomycetes; Helotiales; Drepanopezizaceae.
AUGGACAACGAGGUAGAGAUCCAGACGAUGUAUUUAAUACCGGAUUGGGGAGGGAUGCCUCAGGAACAGGAAGAAGGCAUGCAGCGUCACUGGACUGCAUCACCCCCGUGGAGCUCACCUGAAGAGCGCUCGUAUCUUGCUCGGCUGGGACUGGUUACAGCGGCGGAGAGGGGAAAGAGCACAGGGGAUAUCCGAACUCCAUCGUCGAAUGCCCUCUACCUGUCAGCGAACAAGGGGCAACUCUCACCCACAGCACUGCACUCGAGAAACCGUCUUGAGGUGGCCGAAUAUUCCAUUAUCCGCCCCAACGAGGGCCUCAUCCGGCAAUCCGCGAGGGAUCGCCUACACUCGCGCCGUCAAGACGCCAGCGUAAAAACUCAGCUACAGCAUCCCCAUGCAUCCCAACAGAGGAAGGAAACAUCGAGUGGUGAAGACCAGUGGUGUCUCUCCCAGCGCACGUCAGACCCAUAG